CCAGCAAAUCGCGAAGAAUGGCGUUGAUUUUGCAGUCGUUCAUAGAGCCAAGGAAGAACUGGUUCGCCCGCCAGCACAUGAAGGCAAUCUUCACGCACCUCCGUUAUUACGGGCUUCGCUACGCCAAUCUGUACGAUCCCUACUAUGAUUUGGAUGUCAAGGGGGCUCUGAAUCGGUUGCCCAGAGACAUAGUCGACACGUGCAGCCAGCGUCUGAAGCGCGCCAUGGACCUCUCUAAGAAGCAUGGACACCUCCCCGAAGAUCUUCAGGCUAUGCAAACUCCGUUCAGAAGCUACCUUCAAGAAAUGUUGGCUCUGGUGAAUAGGGAAAGAGCAUAG
Molecule: messenger RNA, 338 nt
Organism: Rosa rugosa (rugosa rose)
Lineage: Eukaryota; Viridiplantae; Streptophyta; Magnoliopsida; Rosales; Rosaceae
Product: cytochrome b-c1 complex subunit 7-2, mitochondrial-like
Exons: 1
Coding region: 18-338 (106 amino acids)
Biological process (GO): mitochondrial electron transport, ubiquinol to cytochrome c
Source: RefSeq, a predicted model, not a curated record